AUGCGUGCGUCAUUCUCGUUGUUGCUCCCCAUCCUGGGGUUGCUAUCGACAGGCGCCCACGCAAUCGUUCGCUUUCAUUGCAGUGCGCUUACAGUACAGCGCUUGGAUCCUCUCGUCAACCCUGGGAUGAUACCCUCAACACACGUCCAUCAAAUAGUGGGCGGCGAUGCCUUUAACGCCAGCAUGGAUCCCUCGCUCGACCUUCCCGAACUAUCCACCUGCACAUCUUGUCAGUUUGCCGAGGACUUUUCGAACUACUGGACAGCCGUGCUCUACUUCAAGGCCAAAAAUGGAACAUACAAGAGGGUGCCACAACUGGGGAACAACCAGUUUGAAAAGGCCAAGGGAGGGUUGACCAUCUACUACAUGCAGGAUGCCAUCUAUGACAGGAAUCAGAAGAGCAAUGUUCAGGCCUUCCAACCAGGCUUUCGCAUGUUCGUCGGUGACCUCAAUGCCCGGACAAUCGAGGAAGCUGCCCGCUUCCGUCAACUCACAUACGUCUGCAUGGAUACUUGGACCUCGCGCGCCCCAGAAACGAUGGCCUUCCCGACAAGAAAAUGCCCAGAAGGCAUCAUGACCUCCGUCCGAUUUCCUACUUGCUGGGAUGGCAAGAAUCUGGACUCCCCCGAUCACAUGGCGCACAUGUCUUACCCUGAGUAUGGAACUUUCGAGAGCGGUGGUCCCUGCCCAGCGAGCCACCCUGUGAGAAUGCCGCAGGUUUUCUACGAGGUGGUUUGGGAUACCAAGAUUUUCAACAAUGAGGAGUGGCCUGAGGAUGGGAGCAGCCCGUUUGUGUGGAGUUUUGGGGACGCGACGGGUUUCGGGACGCAUGGGGAUUAUUUGUUUGGGUGGAAGGGGGAUGCGUUGCAGAGGAUAUUGGAUGCGCCGUGUUGGUUCAACACGAACUGUGCGAAGGAGAGUGUAAGUGUCGAUUGGUAUUGGGGGUGGUGCCUGAGCCCCUUUUGUGGAGACGAAAGAGAUGCUGAUGAUGUGGGAAUACAGAACAGCCCGUUGCAGACGAUUGAGCAGAUGAAUGCGUGUACACAGCCUAGUAUGGUGGAUGAGGAUAUCGAUGGGUGGCUUGACGAACUACCUGGUGGUUGGAAAGCGGACUAUGGACAUGGACAUGGUUCAAGAGAAUGA
Messenger RNA from Podospora anserina S mat+, 1143 nucleotides. RefSeq lists its product as uncharacterized. Lineage: Eukaryota; Fungi; Ascomycota; Sordariomycetes; Sordariales; Podosporaceae. The record is from RefSeq and is a predicted model, not a curated record. The transcript has 3 exons. The coding region runs from base 1 to 1143 and encodes 380 amino acids.